CUGUGUGCAGUAUACCUGUCUGUGUGCAGUGUAGCUGUCUGUGUGCAGGAUAUACCUGUCUGUGUGCAGGAUAUACCUGUCUGUGUGCAGUUUAGCUGUCUGUGUGCAGGAUAUACCUGUCUGUGUGCAGUGUAGCUGUGUGUGUGCAGGAUAUACCUGUCUGUGUGCAGUGUAGCUGUCUGUGUGCACUGUAGCUGUCUGUGUGCAGGAUAUACCUGUCUGUGUGCAGGGCAGCCUGGGAUCCUUUGCUACCUGUGCACGGUUUGCCACAUUCUACCUGGAAUCUCUAUGUGACACCUACCUUGGGAUAUCUUGGCACCUGCUGACUAUUAAAAGCGACCUGACAGCUGACAGAUCCUAAAACCCAUUGAGGAGCAGAGUGAAGUCAAAGUACCAUGGGAUCAGUGAAACAAUGUAUCCACUGGUGGCUUCUGUCCACUGCCAUCUGCUCUGUGGUUUGCACACUGCCCGAGUGCUCAAUCAUGUGGACGAUCCAGCUUAAACGUGAUGAAUGUUUCGAAUUAAUGGAGAAUGAAAACGAGACUUCUGGUUGUGCACGAAUGUGGGACAAUAUAACGUGUUGGCCACCAGCAUCCGAAGGAGAAACAGUCAUGUUGAAUUGCCCCAGUUUUUUUGGCUACUUCUCCAAUGCACAGGGAAAUAUCUCCAGAAACUGCACAGACGAACAGUGGUCAAAUCUAUAUCCGGGUCCUUAUGAUGUAGCCUGUGGUUACGAUUCUAACAGCACUCAAACAGAGGAGGCAGCUUUCUUUGGGAUGAUAAAGACGGGUUAUACCAUCGGACAUAGCUUGUCUCUCAUAUCUCUUACAGCAGCAAUGAUUAUUUUAUGUAUAUUCAGAAAACUUCACUGUACGCGCAAUUACAUUCACAUGCACCUCUUCAUGUCGUUCAUUAUGAGAGCUAUUGCAGUAUUUAUCAAAGAUGUAAUUCUCUAUGAAAGUGGGGAAUCUGAUCACUGCAAUGACGGUUCGAUUGGGUGUAAAGCUUCAAUGGUGUUUUUUCAGUACUGCAUUAUGGCCAACUUCUUCUGGCUCCUCGUAGAAGGUCUCUAUCUUCACACCCUGCUGGUCAUUUCUUUCUUUUCUGAAAGGAAGUAUUUUUGGUGGUAUAUCAUGAUCGGCUGGGGCGCUCCAACUGUGUUUACCUUGGCUUGGACUAUUACCAGAAUUCAUUAUGACAAUACCGGGUGUUGGGACAUCAUUUCUUCGCACUACUGGUGGAUUAUUAGAGCUCCUAUUUUGGUUUCAAUUUCGGUAAAUGGUAUUCUGUUUGUUUGCAUCAUACGGAUUUUGGUUCAAAAAUUGCACUCUCCAGAUGUCGGAAGGAAUGAAAACAGCCAAUAUACGAGACUGGCCAAAUCCACGCUUCUUCUAAUUCCCCUUUUUGGAGUUCAUUAUAUCAUGUUUGCAUUUUUUCCUGAUAACUUCAAGCUGGAGGUGAAGUUGAUAUUUGAACUAAUCCUUGGAUCUUUCCAGGGUUUUGUUGUGGCAGUACUGUACUGUUUCCUUAAUGGAGAGGUUCAAGGUGAACUAAAACGUAAAUGGAGAAGGUGGCACAUGGAAAGGUUUUUGGGACCCGAUACAAAAUAUCACCACCCAUCCCUGGGCAGCAAUGGAACUAAUUUCAGUACCCAGAUUUCAAUGUUAACAAAAUGCAGUCCGAAGACAAGAAGAUGCUCCAGUUUUCAAGCAGAAUUUUCCUUAGUCUGAACAAUUACAUUUCAAGAACUUGAGAGCAAAACUUGAGGGAAACUUUACCUUGAUCAUCAUACAGGUUUAUGGAAAGAAAACAAUUUGAAUUUGCACUUUAAGAGCUAGUUUUUUGUGGUUGAGCCUUCAUGACUAAGUGGAUCAUUACCGUUGCAUUAAACAUUGAAUAGAUGAACACUUGAAAAAUCUGGCAUCAUUCUAGAAUGUCUUGUAACAGCUGUAUAGCCAACCCAGUUUUCUAUCCAUAUUUAGAAGAAAAUGAAGUAACCAAGACUUGGAAAAAAAAUAUUUUGUAUUCCCCCAAAAAAGGAGAGUCUUUAAAAAGACCUGGAAAAUAUAUAUAUCGGAACUAUGAAAUAAAAUACCCCAAGAAGAAUACAGUGUCAAGCUGAAAAAGCUUCAAAAUAAAAUGUGCAACAAUGCUGAUGAUCAGGUGUGAGACAUUAACUGAAUUUCUUAUGAUAUGAUACCGAUCAAAAAUUUGAAAAGAUGGAAGGUCUGGUUUCAUAUCGGAAACACUUCUUAUGGGUGUAACAAAUCAAACUUCUUUGGUACAAAUCCAGGACAGAAAGUUGUAUGCACAAGGUUUAUCAAAGUAAAAAGAAAUAACUAGAGUGAAUUUCAAAAACAUUUUAUUUUUUUAUUCCUUUAUGUUAUUGU
This is a messenger RNA of Pelobates fuscus (common spadefoot toad), 2390 nucleotides long. Its product is annotated as vasoactive intestinal polypeptide receptor-like. The transcript is spliced from 13 exons. Gene Ontology annotation, cellular component: plasma membrane. NCBI's taxonomy places the organism in Eukaryota, Metazoa, Chordata, Amphibia, Anura, Pelobatidae. Gene Ontology annotation, molecular function: peptide hormone binding; G protein-coupled peptide receptor activity; vasoactive intestinal polypeptide receptor activity. The record is from RefSeq and is a predicted model, not a curated record. Gene Ontology annotation, biological process: cell surface receptor signaling pathway; adenylate cyclase-modulating G protein-coupled receptor signaling pathway. Bases 396 to 1730 code for a protein of 444 amino acids.